UAUUUUGAAAACAUCUCUUUGCACUACUACUCGGAUCGCAUGCCGAUCUCGUAACCCAUUACUUAGAGGCCUAUUUUGGAAUUGGUAUUUAUCAAGUGUGACUUGUUUAAUCACAUAAAUAUAGGCCGAAUAGAGCGUAUAGGUUGCAUAACAUCGACAUGGAUCGUAUACUGAGGUUACGAUCCCCUACUGACUACAGUCAAGAUUAUAAGAAACGGGGUAUUUCUGUCGACAAAAGACUUCUUCGAGCUCACCGCCGCACAAUUGACCAGAGAGCACAGCGGGAUAAGUCUUAUAUGUGCCGCCGUGGAGAAACUUAUUCACCACCAAAGAGAGCAAACAGUAGUACUACUAGGCCUAGCAGUAAAACGGUUCAAAGUAAAAUAACCGAGGUUCCAUUGAAGGAGCGUGGUUCAACUAAUAAACAAACUGAUAAAAAGAAAAAUGCACCCAAUAGCCGUGAAGAGAAACUGAAAAAAUGGAAAGAAGAAAAAUUGUUGAAGGAAAAGCUUAAGAGAAAUGGGAAAGAAAACAAACUUUUUAAAGUUUGUAAAGUGAAAUAUGAUAAUCCAGAAUUUCUAAAUGUGUUGUCCAAGUCAUCUCAUGAUCAGAAGCAUAAUAGAAAACCGGCGACACAGACCAACAACAAAAAGGUUGAAGUUGAAAAAAAGCAAAUGAAGCAAACAAAAUGCAGGGUUUUGACUACAAAAGGUUCCAGACAAUCUGCACGUAUCGCAGCAAAGAAACUUACAGAAGACUCUAUGGUUCAUACAUUGCCAGAUUCUUCUUUUGCUCCAAAGAACUUUAUAUUCAGUGCUCCUGGUAAUGUAUCUACAAUGCAGUUUGUUCCCAUGAGCCCUUGCAGUGUCCAGAGCUUUUUCUGUCCUAAUUCAAAGUUUAAUAGCACUGAAGAGUCAAGUAGAAGAUGCUCUACUCCACUAUCUGCUAAGCAUAGUCGACCUCUAGUACAAGCAUUGGAUAUUUCGAUGAUACCUAACAACCUACCAGGGAAUGUGAAGCAAGGCCCACCAGACAACAUUCUAGCUCCAGUUUUUAAGUUAACUGAUAGCAUUACAACAAGGUUAAGGAGUUCACAUAAUGACAGGAGUGCAGUCACUGAGUUUCCUAAGGAUCGUCCAAUGUCAGUUGAAGUUAUCAAUACACCUACAAAGAAAGAAUGCAAACAGAACUGCACACAGGGAAGCAACUCUGGAAUUGUAACUUCUAAUGAAAUCCUAGUGGAGCAGAUGUCUAAAGAGGAGGAUAAUGUCCAUGUUCCUUCAGAGGCAAUACCAGAGUCCAAGCCAGUUGAGUGUCCAAUGUCAGUUGCAAUUCCCAACAUACCUGCAGAAGAACAACAGAGGCAGAACUGCAUGCAGGAAAACAACUCUGUCAAUGUUACAUCUAAUGACAUUAUUAUGGAAGAGAUAUCAAAAGAUAAACAAAAUGUCCAUGUUACUUCAGAGGAAACUACAGAGGCAGUUUCAGGGGCAUCCUUAGAAGCCAAACCAGAACUAAGUGUUGCUUACUUUCGUUCCUUACUCAAACGUCACACAGACAGGUUGCAAGAAGUUUGUGAUAAGUGGGAGACUGAACUCCAAAUAGAUAGCCUGUUAGGGGAAGAGGUUAUGGGUGAUAUCAGAACAUCGAUUGGUAAGGCCCAGUUGUUGAUAGCACAGAGGUUUAAGCAAUUUAAUGGUUUGAUUGACAACUGUGAGUUCGAUACUGGUUUAAAGGAGACGAGUUGUACAGAUUUGCAAGGUUUUUGGGAAAUGGUGUACAUACAGAUAGUAAAAAAAAUUCUAAAGAAAAAAAAAGUUGGUGUUGCAAAAUGUACCACAGCUGCAUCAGAAGCGGCCAAGCACAGGCUUGCCGCAAUCAAAGCAGCAAUGAAAAAGAAGCAGAAACAACAGGAGGAGGAGAAAGUAGUAUUUGAAGGAGGGUUUUUUAAGGUAGAGAGCCCAAUGAAAGUCAACAAACAACCACAUUGCCAGGGUGGAACUCCAUUGCGAAAAGUGAUGCAGAGAAGCUUGAUCACCUCGCCUGCUAAUGUCAGUAAUGGUAGUGUGUGUGGUGAACGACCACACGGUCUUCAAGACACCUCACAAGACAGAACAGCCUCACCGUAUGCCUUUAGGACACCCAGAAGGAGUGUCAGGACCCCCACCGCAAGGACCCCAGCAUCCAGAACAAGGUCCUCGGCAAAAAAAAUAAAAGAUCAGUCUUCACUGAUGAUGAAUACCCCAGUAUCCAGUUCAAAGUCACCAAUUAAAACCAUGGAACGAAAUAAUUCGUUUUCAAUGUUUCUACAACGCUCGAUGAAUGUAGUUGAUCUGAAUAAUCAAGCUGAAGAACUAAUGGUGACAGAACCUCUCCAACAGUUGAAUGCUCUCAAAAGAACUCCACUUAGUCUAAACAGAACCAGAGGAAAAACCCCAAAUAGUUAUUCAGCUAAGAAGAGCUCAUCAAAGAAUGAUAUUAAGAAGUUAGAUUUCAUCAACAACUUUGAAAGUCCUCUUCAGUUAAAAACUUCAAAUGAUCCUCUUUCAAGUGGUGUUUCAACAACAGAAGACCUUAUUUGUUUUGAUUCUCCAACACCUGAAAAUGGUGAAAAUGUAGAGUAUGGUCUGGUGGAACGUUUAGCUGCCAUUAGUCUUCCUAACAAAGAAGUCAUCUUUUCACCGGUACGACGCUCUGCUCGAUUUCACCGUCCUGAGUCUGAUGAUUCUGAUCUGCAGCCGCAACCUCUAGACAAAAUUUUGUUUUUCCCUCUGAAAGAAAUUUAACCAGUGUUCACCGUCAGAGAUUUAACAUCAUGAUUUGCAUGAUUGUAGAAAACUAAAGUCGUGGAAUAUAAAUUUGACUUUUAUGCCAUGUGGACAUACAGUAGAAUAGAGAGAGAAAUCCAAGAUAAAUGGAAAGAAGCUAAUGUGUAUAUUCUGAAAACAUUUGUAAUAGACAGUUUUACAUUUUUCAUAUUCCAAAUAGUAGAGCAAUCAAGAAAUAUGUUGGUUUUAGAAAAUUCCUGGGAUGGGUAAAACACAAAUCCUAAGGCUCUGUCAAGUUUUAUAUACAGUAACAAACAUAUAUAGGCAUGAUAUUUGUCUCAGAAAAUGUUACAGUGUGGACAAAGCUAAAUAGGAUCUAUAAUGAAAUAAAUAGAAUAGAAAAUCUUCAUAUUAUGUUUAAUGUAGUUUCAAAUAAUAAUAUUUAGUGUUCCUUAAAAGAAUUCAUAUACAGUAUACCAGUACAUACUGUACAAAUACUGUACUGUACACCUAUCAUUAUGAAAAAGUUAUAUAAUCAUUAAGAAAUAUAAUUAUAAAUUAGUCAUGAGAUAUAUUGCAUGUGCCAUUAUUAGCCAUCAUAUGAUAAACCAAGGAUCUGAUACAUAAUGAUUUGAUACCCUGUUGAUUAUCCUUAAUGAGAAUUGUAGUAAGUACUGUACAGGUAGUAAGUUCUCCACUGUUUUAUUUUCAUCUCAGUAAUUUGGAUUUCUACAAUACUUCAGUAUUUUACAUUUUUCUAUCUGAUUAAAGGUUUGUGUACAACACUUGACAUUUAUCAA
Messenger RNA from Anneissia japonica, 3568 nucleotides. RefSeq names its product disks large-associated protein 5-like. The transcript has 15 exons. Gene Ontology annotation, biological process: signaling. The coding region runs from base 159 to 2786 and encodes 875 amino acids. NCBI's taxonomy places the organism in Eukaryota, Metazoa, Echinodermata, Crinoidea, Comatulida, Comatulidae. The record is from RefSeq and is a predicted model, not a curated record.